Messenger RNA from Miniopterus natalensis, 2038 nucleotides. It is a transcript of the gene CENPQ, whose product is annotated as centromere protein Q. Lineage: Eukaryota; Metazoa; Chordata; Mammalia; Chiroptera; Miniopteridae. The record is from RefSeq and is a predicted model, not a curated record. Gene Ontology annotation, cellular component: nucleus.
GAUUGUUUGGGCGCGAAUUGCAAUGAGCCUGGCUCCCCGAAAGGCCCGAGAGGAGUCGUUGGUGACAGCUCUCGCCCUGCCAGUGGGUCUGGGUUGGGGAGGGAGUUUUGUGACCAGCGCGUCUGUGGCAGCCUCGGCGGUUUGCAUUGGGAAAGCGUGAGGUGACUUUUCCAAAGGGAGGGAACUGCGAACCCGUCUGCCUUGCGGGGCCGCGGACUGAAUUAUUUGAUUUGCGAGGAGGGAGUGAAGCCACGCGGGUUCUUCCCUCCUUUCCCGGAAUCAUCCUCACCAACCGCCUCCUUCCUUAUUAAUCCCCCCGCGGCCAGUCGCGGGACCCGGUGCAGCCCUAGAUAGAGAUUUCUUGAAGCACUGUUAGAAUUGUUCUCUUUAGAUCAAGAUGUCUAGCAAGGCAAAUGCGUCCAAGAAAAGGUCUCAACAGUUAAAAAGAAAUCCAAAAAGAAAAACUGAUGAUGAGGAAGUGGAGUUAUCAGAGAAAGAGGUUAGAAACACAGUGAAGAAAAAUAAAAAUCAUCCAAAACGUCUGUUUUCUAAAGAGAUAGGACAAACAGAGCAAACUAGUCUAAAACAGGUAAAGAUAACAUCCAGCAAGAGAAAAACCUGGGAACCUCUUUCAAAGAGUAGCAGACAGCAUUUGCAAACUAUGAUGGAAACAGUAAUAAUAUCAAUUUUGAGUAACAAAGGCAGAGAAAAUGAACAAAUUCAAUAUCAUCUCAACUGCCUGAAGAACAGAUUGCUACAACUGUGUGAAACCCUAAAAGUCCCUCCCCACAAGUUGAAAGAUUUAACUAAUGUGUCAAGUCUACUGAAAGUGGAAAAGGCACGUCACAGAGCUAAUGAAGAAGGGCUGGCAUCAUUGCAGGAAGAAAUAGAUAAAAUAGUAGAGACCACAGAGUCAGUGACUGAGAAUAUUCAAAGCCUAAAGAACAAAAUUCAAAUUCUGACAAGUGAGGUGGAAGACGACGAGGAGAAGGUGAAACAGAUGUUUCAAAUAGAUAGUGGGGUGCUGUCCCUUCCAGAACUUUCUCAGAAGAGUCUCAAAGCACCUACACUUCAGGAAGAAAUUUUGGCACAAAUUCCAAACCAGAAUGCUCUUCUGAAGGACUUUGAUGUUCUCCGUAAUUCAUCUCAGACAAAGAACAUGUUAACUUUCAUCGAAGAAGCCUAUAAGAGACUGGAUGCCUCUUGAAGAAUGUUGUUUAGAUUAUUUUACAUUAAUUUAUAGUGUUUAUAAAUUUGUAAAGCCGUUAACCUAUGAUGAUAUUUCAGAGGCUAAGGCUUCUUCAGGACUUAUUAUUUCCUAAUAUGGAACUUAAAAUUAGCCUCUGUAGAUCUGCCAUUAGCAUCUAAUGUAGUCCUGAAAACUGUUCUUAGCAGUUGCCAAGUCUGGUAACUCAUUUAUGUUGCUGUAUUUCCAGUUCUUUACCUGAAACCAUAAAAUAAGAGCAGUCACAGUCCAAUGAUUUAUAACGGCUGAAUAGAGCUCAUUUAUUGACUAGUGCAGAGGAAAUUGGAUACUGCGGCUUAAUAUAUGUAAAGUGUUUAUAAUGCCUAGUUCAUAAAAACGUGUUUGCUAUCAUAAUUCUUUAGUUGAUGACUUGCAUUUUCUGCCUGGUCAUCUGGAACUUUAGGUAUCCCCAAAUGCCUUUUCUUUUUUACAUAACUCUAGACUUUAUGUUGUAAUUAAGAUUUGCCAUGUGUCUUUAACUUUGGAGGUAGCAUGAACAUUUUAUUUCUUUGGUUGGUCUAGUGAAUAGCUGUUGCAUACUUAUUUUCCCCUGUCAUCAGAUCAUACUUGUAUUUCAUAAAAUUAUUAAAAAGGAGCAUAAGCACAUUUAUUCCCUUAAAACAAAAACUAAACAAAAAAAUACUUUCUAAACCUUUCCUUAUUGUGAUGAUAAUAUGUAUAUAUAUGUAAAUAAAUGAUCACUAAAAUAUAUCAAAAAUCAUUUCUAACCAACUACUGUAUAUUGCCUGGGUUGCUUUUAUCUAUUUGUAAAGUAAAAUAACUGAAAUUUAA